GCUCAAAGUGCAUGUGCACGAGAAACAAACAAUAAAAAUGCUGCAAUCUAACCGUGUGCUGCAGCGGGAACAAGUAGAACUCCUGGCUAUUGAAAAGAAGCUGCUGAAGGUAUUGCCUGUUAUCCAGGAGGCCUUGAAUUCGCUGAAGGUGGAGGAACUGCAUCUGAAAUCCCUGAGUCUGGAGCGUACCAUCGAGUCACAGCUUGUGGCGCCUGCUAGUCGCACACACUUUGACAUGAGCGAAGCUCCACACAUAAGCACACCAGCGGCCAUGCAACCGGAUCAAAUAAAUCAGCAGAAAAUCGAUUUGGACAUCUUUAUAAACAAGCUGGAACACGAUGAGGAAUUGGAUUCGGACUGAGCUAAAAUGUUUAUUCAUGGUUCUUGCUGCCUGACGGAGAAUUUGCCAGACCACACGUUUACAUACUGUGAACUUAAAUAAUACAAAUAUUUCGUGCACUUAAAUAGGGGUAAAAUUACAAAUUACCAAAGAACGAAAGAGUAACUAAACUACUAAAGCUAUGCGCUAAAAA
Molecule: messenger RNA, 533 nt
Organism: Drosophila guanche
Lineage: Eukaryota; Metazoa; Arthropoda; Insecta; Diptera; Drosophilidae
Exons: 2
Coding region: 38-361 (107 amino acids)
Biological process (GO): transcription initiation at RNA polymerase III promoter; transcription by RNA polymerase II
Cellular component (GO): nucleus
Source: RefSeq, a predicted model, not a curated record